AUGUUAGAGCAAACAAGAGAGACCCGUCUCCAAGAAUUACAAGACUUGUUAAAAUCCAAUUCUAUUAACGAAGAUAAUUAUCAUCAAGGAAAACUAAAGAUCCUCCAAGAACUUGAGGCCAUUAAAUAUAUGAUUAAUCGUACUGUUUUUGUUCGUAAUUCAUUGGAUUCGAUGAUAAGGGUCCGUUACAAUAUGAAAUUGGUGUUGGAAAAGUAUGGAUCAGUGCAAUUAUUAUUGGUCACUUAUCAAAUCGAUGUGAUUCUUCUAGAUAUGUCGGAUCAAACAAUUUCUGAUGUUGAGAUCAUUCCUUUGCCACAACUAGAUGGUUACUAUUUGAAACCAAUAUUCAUGGUCGAAUUUCCCAAAUCAAGAAUUCCAUCUGAAAUGUAUCAAAAAAAGGAUCCUCCUGUUUGUUCCCCACCUGGACCAUCGAUACAUGCCGGCUGUCUAUCGUAUUGUGGAAAUUAA
Molecule: messenger RNA, 468 nt
Organism: Cavenderia fasciculata
Lineage: Eukaryota; Evosea; Eumycetozoa; Acytosteliales; Cavenderiaceae
Exons: 3
Coding region: 1-468 (155 amino acids)
Source: RefSeq, a predicted model, not a curated record